Molecule: messenger RNA, 1899 nt
Organism: Cydia pomonella (codling moth)
Lineage: Eukaryota; Metazoa; Arthropoda; Insecta; Lepidoptera; Tortricidae
Product: beta-3 adrenergic receptor-like
Exons: 4
Coding region: 277-1725 (482 amino acids)
Biological process (GO): G protein-coupled receptor signaling pathway
Cellular component (GO): membrane
Molecular function (GO): G protein-coupled receptor activity
Source: RefSeq, a predicted model, not a curated record
GCUCAGUCCAACUCGCGUCGCUUGGCUGGCCGGUCGUCCCGCCCGCCCUACGUUCCGAUUCGUAUUUCGAAUUUUCGUAACCGCGAACAUGUGAAUUCAAAUUGAAAACUUUUAAAAGUUAAUAGACUUCUUUGGAGUGACUUUUGGAGGAUUUGGUGUUAUUCAAGUGUAUAUAAGCAAUUAAGGCCUGACUCGGAUUUUCUUCUUAAGACGCACAGAGGAUGCCAUGGUGCGCAGCAGCGUGUGUAAGGUGACGGGGCUGGACGCGGGGUGAGGAUGAACGAGACGGAGACGCGCGGGGAGGCGGGGGCGCUGGCGCUCAACGUGGCGGUCACCGUCAUCUCUGCCGUCGGCCUGCUGCUCAACGCGUACAUACUCACACUCAUCGUCAUCACUAAACAGCCAGCAACGGCAUCAUCAGUGCUGCUACUCCACCUCGGGGCGGUGGGCGCGAUGGCGAGCGGCGCGGCGCUCUGCGCGGGCGGCGGUGCGUGCGCGUGCGGCGCGCUGCUGCACGCGCUGCACCCGCUGCAGCUGUGGACCGUGUGCGGGCUGCACGCCGACCGCGCCGCAGCCAUCGCGGCACCGCUGCACUAUGCGGCCAUCGUUUCCGCCAAGAAGGUGCUUAUAAGCGUCGCAGGUGGCUGGGUGGCUAUGGCGGCACUCCUCGCGCCCAUGGCCGUAGCAAAGCCGCCGCUGGUGUACAACACCGGCAUCGGCAGCUGCGCGCCCGACUGCGGCGCCGGCCCCGCCGCGCUGGGCUUCUGCCUCGUAUACGCUUUACUAACAUUAAUAUUACCGGUUCUUCUAGUCGUCUUCUGCAGUCUGAAAAUCCUUCGUAUAGCGCGGUACCAUCGACACAGAAUUGCGGCCGCUAUUUACGAAGUUACACUCUCUGCACAGGUUACCGUCACACACCAACGAAACCCAUUUUCACCACCACCGCCGCCCCGACGUCGAGCUCUAUCCGCAGUGCUCCAACCUCUCGGCUCUUUAGCUAUACUCUAUUUUCCGUACUACUGCGUAUUGAUAUGGCCGGCUGUUGCCAUUCCACCGCAGCCCGUGGCAGCCAUUUCGGCGGCCCUGCUCGCAGCCGCUCCGCCUAUCAACAGUAUUUUAUACGGCAUCCGAAGUCGACCGCUUCGUGAUUCUUUGCGAAACUAUCGACGGAAAAGAAUGACGAAAAGCGAGGUGACACAGGAGAUUCAAGCGAGGACUCCGAGUGCUUGCGGUUCUCGGCGGCCGUCGUUGUCAGCGGGCUCGGGCUCUAUUCGUCCGCCGACGACGAGACGGCUUUCGGAUGCGGCAGCGAUGGGCUCGCGUGGAUCGGAGAGGCCUGCACAGCGAGCCGCGUCGUGCAACAUGUUGCAGGAUCAGGCACACGAAGAAUUGGCGCGGCCACGGGUGUCGGCUAUUCCCAUAAUCCGCGCACCACCGCACGUGGUGCUCGGCCGAGCUCUGGGAUUGGAGGAAAAUGCGGCUCGGGAUCGCCGUCGACGUAGGUCUCCACGCAUCACCGUCACUCGAGCGAUGUCGGACGAGAGCGAGUCGCCGACGCGACGGCCUCUCUGCAGGCAACAGUCGCGUUCCAGCGGGGCGCUCUUAGGCCAGGUGUACUCGCCCGCCAUGUCAGAGAACAUGAGCCUGGAUCAGCCGGCCGACGAGCAGCUCCUCCUCUCGUGGCCCCAACACCAACCUCACGUAAACACACACGACGCUUUAUAAAUGGGUAUGAAAUUAGGAUAGAUAGAUGUGCGUAUAAAGACAAUAACUGUGUGUGCGGUUCGAAAAUGAGUCGGCUUCGGUGUUUAAAGAUAUUAUUUUUAGUCGCUUUGUACCGGACUCUUCUCGACCCUCCUGACCAAACUGUGACCAAAUAUAAAGUUUCCUAUGACUAUU